Parnassius apollo (apollo) is the source of this 2328-nucleotide messenger RNA. NCBI's taxonomy places the organism in Eukaryota, Metazoa, Arthropoda, Insecta, Lepidoptera, Papilionidae. The record is from the annotation of a GenBank genome assembly.
AUGCAGAGAUUGCUGCAACGCUUGCGGGAGGUGGACUGGGUCCAAGUGCGACGAGAUGCCCAUAUAACUUUCACAAAACUCAUUCGUACCAGAGAUCCGAGAGAUUCAGAAACUGCUCAAGAACUAACUGUGCCAAGCAAACAACGUUUAUCGCGAUGUCUAACCACCAUGGACCUCACGUCACUCGGGGUCGGAUCUUGCGUCGGCACGGGGAUGUACUUAGUGGCCGGUAUGGUUGCUCGCAAGUUUGCAGGGCCUGGUGUGGCUCUAAGCUUCAUUAUCGCAGCACUAGCUAGUAUCUUUUCUGGGCGCCACGAGCCUGAGUGGGCUUGCGGCUGUGUUACCGUACAUGUACCGAUUGCAAGUGCUUGUAUCGGUACCAGUGCCUGUGCUCGCGCUCUGAGUGCAUGCUUUGAUUCUCUCUGCGAUGGAGCAAUCGCCCGCUACCUAGCAUCCGGAAUUGGGACAAUAUUUGGUAAACCACCAGAUUUCCUUGCUUUCGGUAUCUCAAUUCUAAUGACAAUGGUAUUAGUUGCGGGAGUGAAGAAAUCACUUUUCUUUAACAAUGUCUUGAAUGCUAUUAAUCUCAGCGUAUGGGUUUUUAUCAUUACUGCCGGCCUGUUCUACGCUGAUCUCACUAACUGGACUGAGCACAAGGGAUUCUUGCCAUAUGGUUGGAGUGGAGUGUUUAGUGGUGCAGCGACUUGUUUUUACGCCUUUAUCGGGUUCGAUAUCAUUGCCACCACUGGAGAGGAAGCUAACAACCCAAAAAGAUCCAUUCCCUUGGCAAUAGUUCUUAGCUUGGGAAUCAUCUUACUUGCUUAUGUCAGCAGCUCCGUGAUGCUCACUCUAAUAGUGCCAUAUGACAAAGUGGACACGGACUCGGCGCUGGUGCAGAUGUUUGCCUACGUUCAGGCUCCGACGUGCAAGUACAUAGUCGCCGUAGGCGCGCUGGCUGGUUUAACCGUUUCAAUGUUUGGUUCCAUGUUCCCGAUGCCACGAGUUGUUUACGCCAUGGCUCAAGACGGACUGAUUUUCAAGCAACUUGCCGCUAUCUCAGACAAGACAGGUUCACCUGCUUUUGCCACCAUUUGUGGUGGUAUUGCUGCAGCCUUCGUUUCUCUUGUAGUACAACUUGAAGUACUUGUAGAAAUGAUGAGCAUAGGGACCCUUCUAGCAUAUACUUUAGUAUCAACUUGCGUGCUAGUACUACGAUAUCAACCACAUUCUACUAAUCUGAUCGAGCUUUUACCGCAAAGCCUCCGUACUCCGGUCGACCCCGAAGCGUCCGCUGCACAAAGAGAAACUACAUUUGCUGUGCACUCUCAAACUCAAAUCAUGCCUCCAAGUCAACGUGUGAUGGUUCGACGUGUCACUCGAAGUUCCCCGGAUUCUGAUGACUCCCUCCCUGGUGAUGAAAGUGAAGAAUUUGGUCGAGACGAUACUUUUCUUAUGAACCCUCACACAGAAAAUAAGUUUUAUGGAGCAGUUCCUGGUGGUUCGUCUAUUAGUUCUACACAUUGCGGACGUUUCUUCGAUGCUCUUUCACGUCAACUACACACAAUGUCGUAUCUUUGUCCUGGGCUCUUUCCAUGGGUCGAUUGCGGACCUGCCACCGAUAUGAGUGGAAUGUUCGUGAUCAAAUCGGUCGGCGUCAUGUACGUAUUGGUUAUUAUUUUCGACUUGUUCGCUGCGUACGGCAAUCCCGGAACUUCUACUUUUACGGCCGUGAUGAUGUUUCUUCUGAUCCUUGGUAUUAUUUUUAUCUUGCUGAUGAUUUCAAGGAAACCACAAAAUCGGGUCGCCCUUAUGUACACUACUCCCGGUUUACCCUUCGUGCCCGCAACUGCCAUCAUCGUCAACAUUUAUUUGAUUCUCAACCUCUCAAUCCUAACUUUAGUCCGAUUCACUAUUUGGAUGAUACUUGGUUUAAUAAUGUACUUCAAAUAUGGUAUCAAAAAUUCUACUCUGGAGACUAAUCCACCAGCGGCUCCUGCAUUUACACCACCCCCUCCAAAUCCCUUAGAACGAACUAUGAUACCUCCAGCCGUUAGCGAACCCCGCCCAGUGGGAGAUCGGAACAUUUUCGAAGGAGACGGAAUCAAUGGGAUGUUUGGCUUUCACGAUCAAUAUUCAGAUCCGCUGCUUGCCUGGCAUGUGACGGAAUUGGAACCAGUGCCAUCGAGCAGCCGUAUGUCCAGUGGUGACACUACUUACAAACAAGUGGAAUCUCGCUACAACGCGAAAACGAAUAGUACAUCCUCACACACCUCGUGCCGUCCACCUUGGGCCUACCCUGACGCAGCCUAUGGCAAUUGGGACGAUUAA